AUGUUACUGCAGGAAGAAUCUCUCGAUAUUUUAACUGAAUUUCUUCUAGAACAUGGAUAUACCAAAGUGAAUUCAGUGCCCAUUGAUGCCAUUCGGAAAUUAGCUCGUCUCGUUCUCGCAGAAAAUGUAUUCACUUAUGAGAAAAGAUUCUAUCGGCAAGUGAUCGGCGGUGCUAUGGGCUCCGCAUUUACUUUGACUUUAGCCAAUAUUUUCAUGUGGAAACGGGAAAAACGAUUAGUUCAACAGCAGCUAAAUGCAAACGAAAUCUAUGGAAGGCAUGUUUAG
Messenger RNA from Adineta ricciae, 285 nucleotides. Lineage: Eukaryota; Metazoa; Rotifera; Eurotatoria; Adinetida; Adinetidae. The record is from the annotation of a GenBank genome assembly.